Messenger RNA from Prosopis cineraria, 3524 nucleotides. Its product is annotated as TMV resistance protein N-like. Gene Ontology annotation, biological process: defense response; signal transduction. The coding region runs from base 838 to 3303 and encodes 821 amino acids. Lineage: Eukaryota; Viridiplantae; Streptophyta; Magnoliopsida; Fabales; Fabaceae. The record is from RefSeq and is a predicted model, not a curated record. Gene Ontology annotation, molecular function: ADP binding; ATP hydrolysis activity. The transcript is spliced from 6 exons.
UUAUAUAUGCUAUUUGUUUAUUCGAUGUUGAUUGUUAUUGUCAUUACUCAUUAUUCGUAUCUAGGAAAGGCCAAGAAGCAGGGAUAAAACAUUAACACAAAUUAUGGCUCAACAAAAUUUCAAAUGAAGUUAAAAAUCAUGUAGUUUGUCUGUUUUCAGUGUUAGGAUAGUCAAUACAAUAUUAGUCAAAAGAACGCCGGUACUUGUUAGCUUUUGUAUGUCAUUAGAGAUGAAUGAAACCAUAGCAUGUGCUUGUUCAUGGCAGAAGUAGUUUUAUUAUGGUGCACAGAUUAUUUGACGGCUAAUUAAUAUCUUAUAAGUUUAUAUCGAAAGGGUUAAGAAGCAUGAAAAUUGCAAAAUAUGAAGAGUUUAAAAUAUAAAUGUCAUAUUUGAAGUGGUGUAUUAUGUCCAUAUUAAAUAUCAUAACUAUAGUAUAUAAAAAAAAUAUCAUAACUAAUUUUAUGGCCCACUAAACACCGAAAAAUAAUAAUAAAAAUAAAAUAGCAACUUGGAGAGCUAGACAAUGCAGUAGAAGCUUCCAAGCAAGAAGAGUGGCUUGUUGAGCAAGCACAUUCUUCACCUAUAAAUAGGAUACGUAGAUAAGUCAUUUGUGCAUCAAGUGAUGAGUGAACAUAAGGAGAAAGAAUUGGCCCAAAAAAAAAAAAAGAACAUAAGGAGAAAGAAGAGAGAAGAGGUUCCAUGAGGUAGUGAGUAAAAAAAGUAGAAGAGAGGAAAGAGAGGGGGGGGAGGAAGAAGGGUGGCUGUAGAAGGGAAGAGAAAGUGAAAAGGCAAGAAUAUGAAUGCCAUUUUAUUGAAAGGAUCGUGAAAGAUGUCUCUAUGAGGAUCAACCGCAAACCUUUACACAUUGCUGAUUACCCAGUUGGAAUCGAAUCUCGAGUGCAGCAAGUCCAAUCUCUUUUGGAUGUUAACUCUAAUGAGGGAGUCCAAAUGGUAGGGAUUUGGGGCACUGGAGGAAUAGGCAAAUCAACAAUUGCUCGAGCAGUAUGCAAUUCAAUUGCUGACCUAUUUGAAGGCUUCUGUUUUCUUGCUAAUGUUAGAGAAAACUCACAAAAGCGUGGGUUAGCGCAUCUCCAAGAAAUGCUUCUUUCUGAAUUGAUGAUGGAUGAAAAUAUCACUGUAAGAUAUGUCAAUAAAGGAAUUCCAAUAAUAAAACACAAGCUCCACAGAAAGAAGGUUCUUAUAGUUCUUGAUGAUGUUGAUGAGCUAGAGCAAUUGCAAGCGAUUGCUGGGGGACUUGAUUGGUUUGGUUCUGGUAGCAGAAUCAUUAUAACAACAAGGGAUAAGCAUUUGCUAGCAAGACAUGGUGUUGAUAGAAUUCAUGAAGUUGAGAGUUUAAAUCAAGAAGAAGCUCUUGAACUGCUCACUUGGAAUGCCUUUAAACAAAAUAGAGCCGAGCAAAGAUACUUGGAUAAUUUAAAUAAUAUUAUAUUAUAUGCCUCUGGUCUUCCAUUGGCUUUGGAAAUUAUAGGUUCCAGCUUGUUUGGUAUGGGAGUAGAAUAUUGGAAUUCUGCACUAGAAAACUGGCGAGUAACUCCCAAUCAAAAGAUCCAACAAGUACUCAAAAUAAGUUAUGAUGCUUUGGAAGAAUAUGAGCAGGAAAUUUUUCUUGAUAUUGCUUGUUGCUUUAAAGGAGACACAUUGGAAUAUGUCACAAGCACUCUACUGGCUUCUCAUGGUAGAUGCCCAAAAUAUGCUAUUAAGGUGUUAGUUGAUAGGUGUCUCAUAAAGAUUUGUCGUGAGGAUAAAUUAAGCCUUAGGCCUUCCGAUAGCAUUGUGACAAUGCAUGACUUGAUUCAGGAUAUGGGGAAGGAAAUUGUUCGGCACCAAUCACCAAAUGACCCUGGAAAACGCUCUAGGUUGUGGUUCACCAAAGACAUUGUUUCCGUUUUAGAAGAGAACGAGGGAACUAAGAAGAUUGAAGUCAUAAAUCUGCACAUGCUGGAAGAUGAAGAGGUUGAUUGGGAUGGAAUGGCCUUCAAAAAGAUGUCAAACCUUAAGAUGCUUAUCAUUAGAAAUGCACAAUUUUCCACAGCUCCCAAGUAUCUCCCAAGUAGUUUAAGAGUGCUGGAAUGGAAGGGAUAUCCUUAUUCAUCUCUACCUUGUGAUUUCAAUCCCAAGCAACUAGUUAUCUUAAGGGUGCCUGAAAGUCGCCUGACACUGAAUACACCACUCAAGAAGUUCCGGUCUUUAACUAUCAUGAAUUUGAGUCGCUGUGAAUUGUUAAGAGAAGUUCCUGACUUAUCUGAAGCGCCAAAUUUGAUUGAACUAUGCUUGGAUGGCUGCAUAAAUUUAACUAAUGUUCAUGCUUCCGUUGGUUCUCUUGAUAAACUUAAGAGGUUAAGUGCUUAUUAUUGCAAGAAGCUCAAGAACUUUCCAAGCAUCUUUUUGAGGUCUCUUGAAUUUCUUGACCUCUCAGAGUGCGAGAGCCUUCAGACAUUUCCAGAAAUAUUAGGAACCAUGGAAAAUUUAAGAGAAAUGAAUCUAACACACAGUGGCAUAGAAAUAUUGCCAUUGUCAAUCAAAAACCUCAUUGGUUUAAAAGAAUUACAUCUUACAAGGAAGUUGCGGCAUCGGGGGGUUAAAGUAGAUGAGAUUUCAUACUCAUAUUUGAAUUCUGUGUCUCUGAACAUAUUACUCAGUCAGGCAUCUCACGAGGUUGAUGGCUUCAAGUUUAUAAUAAGAGGAGACAGACCUCCAAAAUGGUUUGACCAUUAUGCUCUUGGAGAUUCAGUGUCUUUCUGGUUCCGAAGAAAGCAACUUCCCAACGUGGCUGUGUGUUUUGCAGUAUCGGCAACUAGAGAUGCACGUCACGCCCCAUAUAUUAUACUAAUUUUUAAUGUCCAAAUCAAUGGCAAAUCUUUUGACUCUCUUGCAAGAUUUGAUCAAGAUAUUGCAUUUCAAAACUUCUAUUUGAUGGAUUUGCAAAACCUGAUUCCUAUGGAUGAGCUCAGUAAUGGAGUUUUGCAAGAUGAAUGGAACCAUGUGAAGGUUUCUUGCAACAUGUUUUCCAUUGCUUGUGGAAUUGGUAUGCGACCUCCACCAGAUGAUGCUGUCUAUACAAGAUGGAGUGGAAUAUAUGUGCACAAGCAGGGAUCUAGAAUGGAAGAUAUCAGAUUCACGAAUCCUAAUGUGGAAUCUUUUUUCGCUGAGUUCUUGGAAGGAUCUUCGUCAAAUCCCAAUACCAUGGAGGAAUUAAUCCGACAUUGGACGAAUUUGUUCGUGCAGGGAAGAAGCUUAGACGAAUUUAAUGAUGAAUUUAGUAAUUAUGGACGCAUGGUGUAACUGUCUUGUGGUUCCGGUCAUUCCGAUCAGAAAAAACUCUCUUGAAAUUCUGAUUUCUUUCCUCUCUUUUGUGGUUGUGUGAUUUUUUUUUUUAUUAUUAAAAGACCACGGUUAAACUGUGCUAAUUGGCAAAAUGAGUUUUAUCAGGGUACUGGUUGUGUGAUUUUGAAUUACGCCGAUGGAGUAAAUCUAUAUUUGCAUGACUACUUUUCAAAUUUUUA